Messenger RNA from Sparassis crispa, 321 nucleotides. RefSeq lists its product as hypothetical. Bases 1 to 321 code for a protein of 106 amino acids. The record is from RefSeq and is a predicted model, not a curated record. Lineage: Eukaryota; Fungi; Basidiomycota; Agaricomycetes; Polyporales; Sparassidaceae. The transcript is spliced from 3 exons.
AUGCGUGCGCUGUGCCUCGGCGGCCUCCCCGUCUUGCCAGCUACAAAGAAGUGUCUUCAAGUCCAUCCCAUGCAAUGCGUGGCCCAGAUCUGCGGUCUCCAUCGGGAGGGGAGGCAGCAGCGCAGCCUCACCAAGACAAACUAUUGCACUUACACUCAUCCUGCCCGCCUUGCCCCUCGCCGCCCUGCCUUGCCAGCUGCGAAGGAGCAUGUCCAAGUCCAAGAGAGCGUCGGUCCUCUACAGGCAACUUUCUCUGCAGUAGCGUGCUUUAAGUACUGCGUUGGCCGCACCCCUUCCCCCCUUCCCAUCUCUCAUGUCUAG